UGGACUCGGUUGGCCGGAGUGGUCUCCCUCUUGCCUGGCGAGCUGGGAGGCUGGCUGCUGAGGAACAUGUCCUCGCAGUUUCUCUGGGGUUUUGUUACUUUGUUGAUGAUAGCUGAAUUAGAUGGCAAAACUGGAAAGCCGGAGCAGAGGGGACAGAAAAGGAUCGCUGACCUGCACCAGCCUCGGAUGACUACGGAGGAGGGAAACUUAGUAUUUCUUACAAGCUCUACCCAAAACAUUGAAUUUAGAACUGGAUCCCUGGGGAAAAUCAAAUUAAAUGAUGAAGACCUUGGCGAAUGUUUACACCAGAUCCAGAGAAACAAAGAUGAUAUUAUAGAUUUAAGAAAGAAUACAACUGGCCUCCCUCAAAAUAUACUUAGUCAAGUCCACCAACUUAACUCGAAGCUCGUGGAUCUGGAGAGAGAUUUUCAAAACUUACAGCAGAAUGUGGAGAGAAAAGUUUGCAGUAGCAAUCCCUGCCUUAAUGGUGGCACCUGCGUCAACCUGCACGACUCCUUUGUGUGUAUCUGCCCUUCUCAGUGGAAGGGUCUCUUCUGCUCAGAGGAUGUCAACGAGUGUGUAGUUUACUCAGGAACACCCUUUGGCUGCCAGAGUGGAUCCACCUGUGUGAACACAGUGGGGAGUUUCAGAUGUGACUGCACGCCGGAUACGUACGGACCUCAGUGUGCAUCCAAAUAUAAUGACUGUGAACAGGGCUCUAAACAGCUCUGCAAGCACGGCAUCUGUGAGGAUUUACAGCGAGUUCACCAUGGACAGCCGAAUUUUCACUGCAUCUGUGAUGCUGGGUGGACAACACCGCCAAAUGGAAUCUCCUGCACAGAGGACAAAGACGAAUGCAGCCUCCAGCCUUCACCUUGUUCGGAGCAUGCGCAGUGUUUCAAUACACAAGGCUCCUUCUACUGUGGGGCCUGCCCCAAAGGUUGGCAGGGAAAUGGUUAUGAAUGCCAGGAUAUCAAUGAAUGCGAGAUCAACAAUGGAGGCUGUUCCCAGGCGCCACUGGUCCCAUGCCUGAACACACCUGGAUCAUUCUCCUGUGGGAACUGUCCAGCAGGUUUCAGUGGUGACGGGAGAGUGUGCACUCCCGUGGACAUCUGUUCGAUCCACAAUGGAGGCUGCCAUCCAGAGGCAACCUGCUCCUCAUCUCCUGUUCUAGGGUCCUUCUUGCCUGUCUGCACCUGUCCUCCGGGAUAUACAGGAAAUGGUUACGGGUCUAAUGGAUGUGUACGCCUCAGUAAUAUUUGCUCAAGGCACCCGUGUGUAAAUGGACAGUGCAUAGAAACAGUAUCAAGUUAUUUCUGUAAGUGUGACUCAGGCUGGUCUGGACAGAACUGUACAGAAAACAUUAAUGACUGUUCGAGCAACCCCUGUUUGAAUGGGGGCACCUGUAUUGAUGGCAUCAAUGGCUUCACCUGCGACUGCACAAGCUCUUGGACUGGCUAUUACUGUCAGACUCCCCAGGCAGCUUGCGGAGGGAUCCUCUCAGGGACACAAGGAACCUUUGCCUACCACAGCCCAAAUGAUACCUAUAUUCACAAUGUGAACUGUUUCUGGAUUGUCAGAACUGAUGAGGAAAAGGUUCUGCAUGUCACCUUCACGUUUUUUGAUUUAGAAUCAGCAAGCAAUUGUCCCCGGGAGUACCUUCAGAUUCAUGAUGGAGACUCCUCAGCGGAUUUCCCACUUGGUAGAUACUGUGGCUCCAGGCCCCCCCAGGGGAUCCACAGCAGUGCCAAUGCUCUCUAUUUCCAUCUCUACUCCGAGUACAUAAGGAGUGGGAGAGGCUUUACAGCAAGGUGGGAGGCGAAGCUGCCAGAGUGUGGCGGCAUCCUGACUGAUAAUUACGGUUCUAUUACGUCUCCGGGGUACCCUGGAAACUACCCCCCAGGAAGAGAUUGUGUCUGGCAGGUUUUAGUCAAUCCUAACUCCUUGAUAACAUUUACCUUUGGAACCUUGAGCCUGGAGAGCCACAAUGACUGCAGCAAAGACUAUUUGGAGAUUCGAGACGGUCCUUUCCACCAAGACCCUGUUCUUGGGAAAUUCUGCACUUCCUUGUCUACCCCACCCCUCAAGACUACCGGUCCUGCAGCAAGAAUUCAUUUCCAUUCUGACUCUGAGACCAGUGACAAAGGCUUCCACAUCACCUAUCUAACCACACAGUCGGAUCUGGACUGUGGUGGGAACUACACAGACACGGAUGGCGAGCUCCUCCUUCCUCCUUUGUCUGGUCCUUUCAGUCACAGCAGACAGUGUGUCUAUCUCAUCACCCAAGCCCAGGGAGAACAAAUAGUUAUCAACUUCACCCAUGUGGAGCUGGAGAGCCAGAUGGGCUGUUCUCACACUUACAUCGAGGUUGGAGACCAUGACAGCUUACUUCGAAAGAUCUGUGGCAAUGAAACCUUGUUCCCCAUUAGAUCAGUUUCUAAUAAAGUCUGGAUCAGAUUGAGAAUAGACGCUUUAGUCCAGAAGGCUAGUUUCAGAGCUGACUACCAAGUUGCUUGUGGGGGUAUGUUAAGAGGAGAAGGAUUCUUUCGCUCACCUUUCUAUCCUAACGCAUAUCCUGGACGAAGAACCUGUAGGUGGACCAUCUCCCAACCCCAAAGACAAGUUGUCCUUCUUAACUUCACUGACUUUCAGAUCGGAAGUUCUGCCUCCUGUGAUACAGAUUAUAUUGAGAUUGGUCCCAGCUCUGUCUUGGGAUCUCCUGGAAAUGAGAAGUUUUGUAGCUCAAACAUACCGUCAUUUAUAACAUCUGUAUACAAUAUUCUUUAUGUUACAUUUGUGAAAAGUUCUUCCAUGGAAAAUCGUGGCUUCACGGCUAAGUUCAGCAGUGACAAACUAGAGUGUGGAGAAGUUCUCACGGCAUCUACAGGAAUUAUCGAAAGUCCAGGUCAUCCAAACGUCUACCCAAGAGGUGUAAAUUGUACUUGGCAUGUAGUAGUCCAACGCGGCCAACUGAUCCGUUUGGAGUUCAGUUCCUUUUACCUGGAGUUUCAUUACAACUGCACAAACGACUACCUGGAAAUUUAUGACACUGCCGCUCAGACUUUUCUUGGGAGAUACUGUGGAAAAUCCAUCCCGCCUUCUCUUACCAGCAACUCUAAUUCAAUAAAGCUGAUAUUUGUGUCUGACUCCGCCCUUGCCCACGAAGGCUUUUCCAUAAAUUAUGAGGCAAUCGAUGCAUCAUCAGUAUGUUUAUAUGACUAUACAGAUAAUUUUGGGAUGCUCUCCUCCCCGAACUUCCCCAAUAAUUACCCCAGUAACUGGGAGUGCAUCUACAGAAUCACUGUGGGACUCAACCAACAGAUUGCAUUGCAUUUCACAGACUUCAUCUUGGAGGACUAUUUUGGGUCACAGUGUGUAGAUUUUGUAGAAAUCAGAGACGGAGGCUACGAAACGUCGCCGCUUGUUGGGAUUUACUGUGGCUCAGUUUUGCCUCCUACAAUCAUCUCCCACAGUAACAAGCUCUGGCUAAAGUUUAAGAGUGACGCCGCACUCACGGCAAAGGGGUUCUCAGCGUACUGGGACGGAUCAUCAACAGGCUGUGGAGGUAAUCUCACCACCCCCACAGGGGUGCUCACAUCGCCCAACUACCCGAUGCCCUACUACCACAGCUCCGAAUGCUACUGGCGGCUGGAAGCCAGUCAUGGCAGCCCUUUCGAGCUGGAAUUCCAAGACUUCCACCUGGAACACCACCCCAGCUGCUCUCUGGAUUACUUGGCCGUGUUUGAUGGCCCGACUACCAACUCCCGACUGAUAGAUAAACUGUGUGGGGAUACGACACCUGCUCCCAUCCGUUCCAAUAAAGACGUCGUAUUGUUAAAACUGAGGACUGAUGCAGGUCAGCAAGGCCGUGGCUUUGAGAUCAACUUCCGGCAGAGAUGUGACAAUGUGGUGAUAGUGAACAAAACCUCUGGCAUCCUGGAGAGCAUAAAUUAUCCAAAUCCCUAUGAUAAGAACCAACGUUGUAACUGGACCAUCCAAGCAACCACCGGCAACACCGUGAACUACACGUUUCUGGGAUUUGAUGUGGAAAGUUACAUGAACUGCUCCACAGAUUAUGUAGAGCUCUAUGAUGGACCACAAUGGAUGGGACGCUACUGUGGAAAUAACAUGCCCCCACCAGGGGCUACAACAGGCUCCCAACUCCACGUACUGUUCCAUACAGAUGGGAUCAAUUCUGGGGAAAAAGGAUUUAAGAUGCAGUGGUUCACUCAUGGCUGUGGUGGAGAGAUGUCUGGAACCGCAGGCUCCUUCAGCAGCCCUGGGUACCCCAACAGCUAUCCUCACAACAAAGAGUGUAUCUGGAACAUUCGCGUGGCCCCAGGGAGUAGCAUUCAGCUCACCAUCCAUGACUUUGAUGUGGAAUAUCAUACAAGCUGCAACUAUGACUCCCUGGAGAUCUAUGCAGGUCUUGAUUUUAACUCUCCAAGAAUAGCCCAACUGUGUUCCCAAUCACCGUCAGCGAACCCCAUGCAGGUCUCCAGCACUGGCAAUGAACUAGCAAUCCGAUUUAAGACGGAUAGCACUUUAAAUGGAAGAGGUUUCAAUGCCUCGUGGCGAGCAGUCCCUGGAGGUUGUGGUGGGAUUAUCCAGCUUUCCAGAGGAGAGAUUCAUUCUCCAAAUUACCCCAACAACUACAGAGCUAACACAGAGUGCUCCUGGAUCAUUCAAGUUGAGCGACAUCACCGUGUUCUCUUGAAUAUCACUGACUUUGACCUUGAAGCUCCAGAUUCUUGUCUUACGACUUAUGAUGGCUCAAGUUCCACAAACGCCCGUGUCGCCAGUGUGUGUGGAAGACAGCAGCCCCCUAACUCUAUCAUCGCUUCAGGAAACAGCCUCUUUGUGAGAUUCCGGUCUGGAUCUUCCAGCCAGAACAGGGGCUUCCGGGCUGAAUUCAGGGAAGAGUGCGGAGGCCGCAUCAUGACCGACUCUUCCGAUACUAUCUUCUCUCCACUGUACCCUCACAACUAUCUACACAACCAGAACUGUUCCUGGAUAAUUGAAGCUCAGCCUCCAUUCAAUCACAUUACUCUCUCCUUUACUCACUUUCAACUUCAAAACAGCACAGACUGUACACGGGACUUUGUAGAAAUUUUGGAUGGCAACGACUAUGACGCACCUGUCCAAGGCCGUUACUGUGGUUUCUCCCUGCCCCACCCCAUCAUAUCAUUUGGCAAUGCCCUAACCGUGAGGUUUGUCACUGAUUCCACACGCAGUUUUGAGGGUUUCCGUGCCAUCUAUUCUGCAUCGACAUCAUCUUGUGGUGGAAGCUUCUACACACUUGAUGGCAUCUUCAAUAGCCCCGACUACCCAGCAGACUACCAUCCAAAUGCAGAAUGUGUCUGGAACAUUGCCAGCUCCCCUGGCAACCGCCUGCAACUGUCCUUCCUAUCCUUCAAUUUGGAGAAUUCUCUAAACUGUAACAAGGAUUUUGUGGAAAUCCGAGAAGGAAAUGCCACGGGCCACUUGAUUGGACGAUACUGUGGAAACUCCCUCCCUGGGAAUUAUUCGUCAGCUGAGGGACAUAGUCUAUGGGUCCGAUUUGUCUCUGAUGGCUCAGGCACUGGCAUGGGCUUCCAGGCCAGGUUCAAAAAUAUAUUUGGCAAUAAUAAUAUUGUGGGAACUCAUGGGAAAAUCGCAUCUCCCUUCUGGCCUGGAAAAUACCCCUACAACUCCAAUUACAAAUGGGUGGUAAAUGUGGACGCAUAUCAUAUUAUCCACGGUAGAAUCUUAGAGAUGGACAUAGAACCCACAACGAACUGCUUUUAUGACAGUUUAAAGAUUUAUGAUGGAUUUGACACUCAUUCCCGUCUCAUUGGCACUUACUGUGGUACCCAGACAGAAUCCUUUAGCUCCAGUAGAAACUCUCUGACAUUCCAGUUUUCUUCCGACUCUUCUGUGUCAGGAAGGGGAUUCCUUCUGGAGUGGUUUGCAGUAGAUGUUUCUGAUAGCACCCCUCCCACCAUCGCUCCAGGAGCUUGUGGAGGGUUUAUGGUGACGGGAGACACUCCUGUCCAUAUUUUCUCCCCGGGUUGGCCUAGAGAGUAUGCUAAUGGUGCUGACUGUAUCUGGAUCAUCUAUGCUCCUGACUCUACUGUGGAACUCAACAUUCUCUCCUUGGACAUCGAACCGCAGCAGUCAUGCAAUUAUGACAAGCUGAUCGUAAAAGACGGAGACAGUGACUUAUCCCCAGAGCUGGCUGUUCUGUGUGGCGUAAGCCCUCCUGGGCCCAUCCGGUCAACUGGAGAAUACAUGUACAUCCGCUUCACUUCAGACACCAGCGUCGCGGGGACAGGCUUCAACGCCUCCUUUCACAAGAGCUGUGGUGGAUAUUUGCAUGCAGAUCGAGGAGUUAUCACAUCCCCCAAGUAUCCAGACACCUACCUUCCCAACCUCAACUGCUCCUGGCAUGUUCUGGUCCAGACUGGUCUGACCAUCGCCGUCCAUUUUGAGCAGCCUUUCCAGAUUCAAAACAGAGACUCUUUUUGCAGUCAGGGGGAUUACUUGGUGCUAAGAAACGGACCAGAUAACCAUUCUCCACCACUGGGACCUUCUGGAAGAAAUGGUCGUUUCUGCGGAAUGUACGCACCGUCCACUCUGUUCACCUCAGGCAAUGAAAUGUUUGUUCAGUUCAUCUCGGACAGUAGUAAUGGUGGACAAGGGUUUAAGAUCAGAUAUGAGGCAAAGAGUUUAGCCUGCGGGGGCACUGUCUACAUCCAUGAUGCUGACUCUGACGGAUACCUGACCUCCCCCAACUACCCUGCUAAUUAUCCCCAACAUGCCGAAUGCAUUUGGAUCUUAGAGGCGCCUCCAGGGAGAAGCAUACAGCUCCAAUUUGAAGAUCAAUUCAAUAUUGAAGACACACCCAACUGUUCUGUGAGCUAUCUUGAAUUGCGUGACGGAGCCAACUCGAAUGCACGUCUGGUUUCCAAGUUGUGUGGCCACACUCUGCCUCAUAGCUGGGUAUCCUCGAGAGAACGAAUAUACUUGAAGUUUCACACUGACGGUGGUUCCAGCUACAUGGGAUUCAAGGCCAAGUACUCUAUAGCUUCCUGUGGAGGAACAGUCUCAGGGGACAGUGGAGUCAUCGAGAGCAUUGGCUACCCGACCCUUCCGUAUGCAAACAAUGUGUUUUGUCAGUGGUUUAUCCGAGGCCUCCCAGGACACUACCUCACUCUCAGUUUUGAAGAUUUUAACCUUCAGAGCUCUCCUGGUUGUACAAAAGACUUUGUGGAGAUCUGGGAAAACCAUACCUCUGGAAGAGUUCUGGGGAGAUAUUGUGGAAACUCCACUCCUAGCAGUGUUGACACUUCCAGCAAUGUUGCUUCCGUCAAGUUUGUCACAGAUGGCUCUGUCACUGCCUCAGGAUUUAGGCUGCAGUUUAAGUCCAGCAGACAAGUGUGUGGUGGGGAUUUACAUGGCCCUACUGGCACAUUUACUUCUCCCAACUACCCAAACCCAAAUCCUCAUGCCCGGAUCUGUGAGUGGACGAUCACUGUACAAGAAGGAAGGCGGAUCGUCCUGACGUUUACCAACUUGAGGCUGAGUACCCAGCCAUCUUGUAACAGUGAGCACCUCAUCGUAUUCAAUGGCAUUAGAAGCAACUCGCCCCUACUACAGAAACUGUGCAGCCGUGUGAAUGUGACCAAUGAAUUCAAAUCUUCAGGAAACACCAUGAAAGUGGUAUUUUUCACUGAUGGCUCCCGGCCGUAUGGAGGCUUCACUGCUUCCUACACCUCUACUGAAGAUGCAGUGUGUGGUGGAUUUCUUCCAAGUGUCUCCGGUGGAAACUUUUCUUCUCCUGGCUAUAAUGGAAUUCGUGAUUAUGCCAGAAACCUAGACUGUGAAUGGACUCUCAGUAAUCCAAAUCGGGAAAAUUCAUCCAUAAGUAUCUAUUUUCUAGAACUUUCUAUUGAAAGUCAUCAAGACUGUACAUUUGAUGUCCUAGAGUUUCGAGUAGGGGAUGCUGAUGGGCCCCUGAUAGAGAAGUUCUGUAGCCUGUCAGCACCAACAGCGCCCUUGGUCAUCCCCUACCCUCAGGUGUGGAUACACUUCGUCAGCAAUGAGCGUGUAGAAUAUACUGGAUUCUAUAUAGAGUACUCCUUUACAGAUUGUGGUGGAAUACGGACAGGUGACAAUGGAGUGAUCUCAAGUCCUAACUAUCCAAACUUGUACAGUGCAUGGACCCACUGUUCAUGGCUGCUGAAAGCCCCAGAAGGUCACACCAUCACUCUCACAUUCAGUGACUUUCUUCUUGAGGCUCAUCCAACUUGCACUUCAGACUCCGUCACUGUCAGGAAUGGUGACUCCCCAGGAUCGCCCGUCAUAGGACGAUACUGUGGACAGUCAGUCCCUAGGCCGAUACAGUCUGGUUCCAACCAACUUAUAGUGACUUUUAACACAAACAAUCAAGGGCAAACUCGUGGAUUUUAUGCAACAUGGAACACAAACGCUUUAGGUUGUGGGGGAACAUUCCACUCAGCUAAUGGUACAAUCAAAUCUCCUCACUGGCCUCAGACAUUCCCAGAAAACAGCAGAUGCUCCUGGACAGUGAUCACUCACGAAAGUAAACACUGGGAGAUUAGCUUUGACAGCAAUUUCCGAAUCCCCAGCAGUGACAGCCAGUGUCAGAACAGCUUCGUGAAGGUUUGGGAAGGAAGGUUGAUGAUCAAUAAGACCCUGUUAGCCACGAGCUGUGGAGAUGUGGCUCCAAGUCCCAUUGUCACAUCAGGGAACAUUUUCACUGCUGUCUUCCAAUCUGAGGAGAUGGCAGCCCAGGGCUUCUCUGCAUCCUUCAUUAGCCGGUGCGGACGCACAUUCAAUACCUCCACUGGUGACAUCAUCUCUCCAAACUUCCCGAAGCAAUACGACAACAACAUGAACUGCACCUACCUCAUAGACGCUGACCCUCAGUCUCUGGUCAUCCUGACUUUUGUGUCCUUUCAUUUGGAAGAUCGCUCAGCUAUCACCGGAACCUGUGAUCAUGAUGGCUUGCACAUCAUCAAAGGUCGUAACCUCUCUUCCACUCCUCUCGUGACCAUAUGUGGUUCUGAAACUUUGCGUCCCCUCACUGUGGACGGCCCAGUGUUGCUCAACUUCUAUUCUGAUGCAUACACCACAGACUUUGGCUUCAAGAUUUCCUACAGAGCCAUCACCUGUGGUGGGAUCUACAAUGAAUCCUCUGGAAUCCUUAGGAGCCCUUCCUACUCAUACAGCAACUACCCCAACAACCUCUACUGUGUCUACAGCCUCCAUGUUAGAAGCAGCAGAGUGAUAAUAAUCAGGUUCAAUGAUUUCGAUGUGGCUCCUUCCAACCUUUGUGCACAUGACUUCCUGGAGGUGUUUGAUGGUCCCAGCAUUGGAAAUCGAUCUCUUGGAAAGUUCUGUGGUUCCACGCGUCCACAAACUGUUAAGAGCACCAAUAGCAGCCUGACCCUGCUGUUCAAGACAGAUUCUUCUCAAACAGCAAGAGGUUGGAAAAUAUUUUUCCGGGAGACAAUAGGGCCACAGCAGGGAUGUGGUGGAUACCUGACCGAGGACAACCAGAGCUUUGUGUCUCCUGAUUCUGAUUCGAAUGGACGCUAUGACAAGGGUCUCAGCUGCAUAUGGUACAUAGUUGCACCUGAAAACAAACUGGUUAAGCUCACCUUCAAUGUGUUCACUCUGGAGGGACCAUCGUCAGCUGGGAGCUGCGUCUAUGAUUAUGUGCAGAUAGCAGAUGGCGCAAGCAUAAACUCAUAUUUAGGUGGAAAAUUCUGUGGCUCCCGUAUGCCUGCCCCAUUUAUCUCUUCCGGCAACUUCCUUACGUUUCAGUUUGUCUCUGACGUAACUGUUGAAAUGAGGGGAUUUAAUGCAACAUAUACCUUUGUGGACAUGCCUUGCGGGGGAACAUAUAACGCAACCUCGACACCUCAAAAUGCGUCAUCACCUCAUUUAUCCAACAUCGGACGGCCAUACUCCACCUGUACUUGGGUCAUCGCAGCUCCCCCACAGCAGCAGGUUCAGAUAACUGUGUGGGACUUACAGCUGCCCUCACAAGACUGCUCACAAAGCUACUUAGAACUUCAGGAUUCAGUACAGACUGGUGGAAACCGGGUGACUCAGUUCUGCGGUGCGAACUAUACAACCUUGCCAGUGUUCUACUCCUCAAUGAGCACUGCGGUUGUCGUUUUCAAGUCUGGAGUUUUAAACAGAAACUCGCAAGUGCAAUUCUCCUAUCAGAUUGCAGAUUGCAACAGAGAAUACAACCAAACGUUUGGCAAUCUGAAGAGUCCUGGGUGGCCUCAGAACUAUGACAAUAACCUGGACUGCACCAUCAUUCUCAGAGCCCCGCAGAACCACAGCAUUUCCCUCUUUUUCUAUUGGUUUCAGCUGGAAGAUUCAAGACAAUGCAUGAAUGAUUUCUUGGAGGUAAGAAACGGCGGCAGCAGCACCUCACCACUGCUUGACAAGUACUGUAGCAACCUGCUGCCCAACCCGGUCUUCUCUCAGAGCAACGAACUGUAUCUGCACUUUCACAGCGACCACUCAGUCACCAACAAUGGCUAUGAAAUUAUUUGGACCUCCUCUGCUGCUGGCUGUGGAGGGACUCUUUUGGGCGACGAAGGGAUAUUCACCAACCCUGGCUUUCCUGACAGUUACCCGAACAACACUCAUUGUGAAUGGACCAUUGUUGCUCCUUCUGGAAGGCCUGUCUCUGUCGGGUUUCCCUUUCUCAGUAUCGACUCUUCUGGUGGCUGUGACCAGAACUACCUCAUAGUCUUUAAUGGUCCAGACGCCAACUCCCCACCCUUUGGACCGUUGUGUGGCAUCAACACUGGGAUAGCGCCCUUCUAUGCUUCAUCAAAUCGGGUCUUUAUAAGGUUUCAUGCUGAGUAUACGACACGUCUUUCAGGGUUUGAAAUAAUGUGGAGCAGCUGAAUCAGGAGAGCUGUGUAUAACCCCAGGACUCUGGUUCUGCCCAGUGCUGUCAGAUGCAACCCUGCCCAGUACUCAUUCUGCUGUUCUCAUCCCCGUCUCUGCCUGCGUCAUCAAACAUGGACUGAGCUUCUACAGCCUUGACCAGAGAAAGUGCACGACUGACUUCAUACAUUAGGCGUUCUGAAGGCUUUGAUCUACUCAGCUGUGCACACCAUCUUUACUGGAUGCCCUGUUUAGCCGACAUCUUCUAAAAUGUUCUUUAAAGGGUGGAAGUUAUCCUGGCACAUUGAUGUACGGUUUUAAAACUUGGUGAUACAAAUGGAUGUAUUGUUUCCACUACAAAAGUCAAAGUGCAGGUAAUAAACAUUUCUUCACAUGUCUACUGUGAGAAAA
Messenger RNA from Rattus norvegicus (Norway rat), 11331 nucleotides. It is a transcript of the gene Cubn, whose product is annotated as cubilin. Lineage: Eukaryota; Metazoa; Chordata; Mammalia; Rodentia; Muridae. Gene Ontology annotation, cellular component: plasma membrane; lysosomal membrane; apical plasma membrane. Gene Ontology annotation, biological process: protein transport; receptor-mediated endocytosis. The record is from RefSeq and is marked validated. The coding region runs from base 67 to 10938 and encodes 3623 amino acids. The transcript is spliced from 67 exons. Gene Ontology annotation, molecular function: calcium ion binding.